This is a messenger RNA of Danio aesculapii, 3026 nucleotides long. It is a transcript of the gene hook3, whose product is annotated as hook microtubule-tethering protein 3. Gene Ontology annotation, molecular function: microtubule binding; dynein light intermediate chain binding. The transcript has 25 exons. Gene Ontology annotation, biological process: cytoskeleton-dependent intracellular transport; cytoplasmic microtubule organization. Lineage: Eukaryota; Metazoa; Chordata; Actinopteri; Cypriniformes; Danionidae. The record is from RefSeq and is a predicted model, not a curated record. Bases 1 to 2253 code for a protein of 750 amino acids. Gene Ontology annotation, cellular component: centrosome; cytoplasm.
AUGACUGCUCCAUUUAAUCCUCCAAACAGUCUCACUCAUAAAUCUCUCCGUAAGCUUCAGUUGGUCCAGAACUCAGCUGCCCGUAUCAUCACCAGAACCCCUUCAGCUCAUCACAUCACACUUGACCUGCAGGAGCUUCACUGUCUGCUGACCUGGAUCCAGACGUUUAGUGUGGAAGCACCAUGUUCAACAGUGGACGAGCUGACCAGUGGAGAGGCCAUGGCACAAGUGCUGCAGAAGAUUGAUGUGGUGUACUUCACUGACGCCUGGAUCAGUCGUAUCAAACCUGAAGUGGGAGAUAACUGGAGGUUAAAGAUGAGCAACUUAAAGAAGAUACUGAAAGGCAUUCUGGACUACAACCAUGAGGUGUUAGGGCAGCAGAUCAAUGACUUCACUCUUCCAGACGUCUCCCUCAUCGCUGAGCACUCAGAUGCAGCAGAGCUGGGCCGAAUGCUGCAGCUCAUCCUGGGCUGUGCUGUCAACUGCGAGCAGAAGCAGGAGUAUAUCCAGACCAUCAUGAUGAUGGAGGAGUCAGUGCAGCAUGUGGUCAUGACGGCCAUCCAGGAGUUGAUGAGCAAAGAGUCGCCUGUGCCUUCAGGAAGUGACUCGUAUGCUGAUCUGGACCGGCAGCUGAAGAAGACCGUGGAGGAGCUGAAUGACGCACUGGCCGGAAAAGAGGAGAUCGCUCAGAGGUGCCACGAGCUGGACAUGCAGGUGGCGGCGCUGCAGGAGGAGAAGAGCAGUCUGCUGGCAGAGAAUCAGGUUCUGAUGGAGCGGCUCAACCAGUCCGACUCCAUCGAGGAUCUGAACAGCCCAGCGGGACGCAGACACAUGCAGCUGCAGACACAGCUGGAGCAACUGCAGGAGGAGACCUUCAGGCUGGAGGCUGCUAAGGAUGAUUACCGCAUCCGCUGUGAGGAGCUGGAGAAGGAGCUGCUGGAGGUUAAAGGUCAGAAUGAGGAUCUGACCUCUCUGGCGGAGGAGGCUCAGUCUCUGAAGGACGAGAUGGACGUGCUGAGACACUCCUCAGACAAGGUGUCGAAGCUGGAGGCGCAGGUGGAGGCCUAUAAGAAGAAGCUGGAGGAUCUGGGAGACCUGCGGAGACAGGUGAAGCUGCUGGAGGAGAAGAACAGCAGAGACAUGCAGAACACCGUCAGCCUGGAGGAGGAGCUGCGCAAGGCCAACACCGCCCGCGCGCAGAUGGAGAACUACAGGAGACAGGUGGUGGAGCUCCAGAAUAAACUCUCAGAGGAGUCCAAGAAGGCUGAUAAGAUGGAGUUUGAGUACAAGCGCAUGAAGGAGAAGGUGGACUCUCUGCAGAAGGAGAAGGACCGCAUGAGGACGGAGAGAGACUCGUUGAAGGAGACCAUCGAGGAGCUGAAGUGUGUUAAAGCGCAGGAGUCGCAGCUCACAGCAGGUCUGGUUCCGCUGGGCAGUAACGAGCCGUCUGAUUCGCUGGCAGCAGAGAUCGUCACACCUGAGAUCCGCGAGCGCAUGAUCCGCCUCCAGCAUGAGAAUAAGAUGCUGAAGCUGGCGCAGGACGGCUCUGAUAACCAGCAGAUCGCUCUCCUGCAGAGUCUCCUGGAGGACGCCAACAGCAGGAAGAGCGAGCUGGAGAUGGAGAACAGGAGGGCUAAUCAGCGUCUGCUGGAGGGUCAGUCACAGGUGGAGGAGCUGCAGAAGUCUCUCCAGGAGCACGGAUCUAAAGCAGAUGAUAUGGUGCUGAUGAAGAGGAAGUGUCAGGAGCAUCUAGAGAAGCUGAGAGACGUCAGUAAUGAACUCCAGAAGAAGAGUGCCAUGGUGGACGAUCUGGAGAACAAACACACCUGUGGGGCCCAGAAGAUUGAAGAGCUGGAGGACGCGCUGAAGAAGAAGGACGAGGACAUGAAGCAGAUGGAGGAGCGCUACAAGAAAUACCUGGAGAAGGCCAAGAGCGUCAUUCGUACGCUGGACCCCAAGCAGAAUCAGGGCUCCGCUCCAGAGGUUCAGGCUCUGAAGAACCAGCUGCAGGAGCGCGAGAGGAUGCUGCACUCACUCGAGAAGGAAUACGACAAGACAAAGUCUCAGCGGGAUCAGGAGGAGAAGCUCAUCGUGUCUGCCUGGUACAACAUGGGUAUGGCUCUCCAGAAGAAGGCUGCCGAGGACCGUCUGGCCAGCACAGGCUCCGGUCAGUCUUUCCUGGCACGUCAGAGGCAGGCCACCAGCUCCAGACGGGCGUAUCAGCAGACCGCCGCCAGCGACGUCAAAGCAUGAUCUGCAGGGGGCGGGGCUGCAUGACACGAGGGGCGGGGCUUGUGACAUUUGGGUCGAGGGGCUGCAUGCUGCUGAGUUUAACCCACCGCUGCUCACUAACUAACCCAUCAGCGUGUGUCUGCCGUCCCAGAAUGCUGUCAGGAGUGGGCGGAGCCUGUGCAUGUCAAUCACGGCUGACAGAAGAGCGUAUCCACAGCGACUGUUACACUAUAUGUAGAGAUGAAUGAGUGAGGGAUGGAUUUGUGCUGUAGCUGCUCCAGUGUUUCCUGUAGGUCACGAGCUGAAGCGGUGCUGGACGUCUGUCGCUGCGAGUCUGAGCGGAUCUGUUACCCAGUAGUGUUUCUUUGGCUAUUUAUUUGGUGCUUUUUGAUGAUUGUGUUACAGCGAGAUGUUAACCUGCUGCUUGUGUUGUUGUUAAUACCAUAUAAACGGUGCGAUCGGCGCCCCCUGGUGGUGUUUUUUUUGGGGGGGUGGGGUUUCUCCUGUCUGGACUGAGUUCUGGAGUGUUCCGUCUCUCGCAGCCGUCCAUGAGCAGAGAAACACACACACACACACACACACACACACACACACACACACACUCGUUCCACUUGCCAAGUUUUAUAUUGCUUGUCUACUCUGUGUACACACUGUACGGCGAGCAGCUCGUCACGCGUCGUCAUGCGUCUCCAUAGAAACGCUGCUGAGCAAACGGAGCUUCCGACGUGGCGAAACUGUACAGUUGUUAUUCAAGAUGUAAAUAAAGCUUGUAUAAAACAUCCAUCUUUCAAAAA